Messenger RNA from Candida tropicalis MYA-3404, 1839 nucleotides. It is a transcript of the gene ABP2, whose product is annotated as Abp2p. The coding region runs from base 1 to 1839 and encodes 612 amino acids. The transcript has a single exon. Gene Ontology annotation, molecular function: actin filament binding. Gene Ontology annotation, cellular component: cytoplasm; actin filament; actin filament bundle. Gene Ontology annotation, biological process: actin filament network formation; actin filament bundle assembly. NCBI's taxonomy places the organism in Eukaryota, Fungi, Ascomycota, Pichiomycetes, Serinales, Debaryomycetaceae. The record is from RefSeq and is a predicted model, not a curated record.
AUGUAUCAUCAACAAGUAUCUCCAUGGGAAAUUCUACAAGAAAGUACUAUGGUCAAAUGGGUCAAUACCAAGCUAAUUGAAGAUACCAUAAGUCCACAAACUCCGACUUCUUCCUUCACAAACAUUCCUGAAACAAUAACCAAUUUGACUGGUGAUUUACAAGAUAGUCUAGUGUUAACAAAACUUGUCAAUAGAAUCAUCUAUGAAAUCACAUUAAAUCCGGAUCAUCCUAUGAAUUCAAAGAAAUCCAAACUUUACUACUUGACACCGAUCUACCGCAAACCAACUUUUAAACUACAGAAAUUGGAGAAUUUGCUGGAUUUACUAAAAUUUUUAAACUUGAUCUUGGGAAUCAAUGUUGUUUCCAUUAGUCCUGAAAAUAUAUUCGAUGGUGAUCUUAAAUUGAACUUGGGUUUGGUCUGGUCACUAUUCAUUUUUAAUACUUCAAGUACAUUCCCUGGUAAUCCUUCCUACUUGACUAUGAAAACUAUUUUAUUGAGAUGGUUAAAUGGUUGUGUCACGAGUAGGACAAUUAAAAAUUUUAGUAAGGAUUGGGGUAUGGAUCCAGAAGUGAUUAUAUACGAGAUUGUUUCACAUUACGAUUCAUUGGCACCUCUGGGGAUGGAUUUAAAAACAUUGAUGGAUUAUCUUGAAGACACUAUUGCCUUACCAAAAUAUAUUGAUCCUGAAGAUUUCCAAUAUAUGGACGAGAAGUGCAUAAUAGUUUACUUGGUUGAAUUAUACAAAAUAUUUGAAAUCGAAAAGAGUUACAAUGAAGUUACAAUUGAUCACCUGAUUAGAUAUGAUCAAGUUAUAAGAUCAACCUUGGAUAUUUUUAAAUUGAAAAGCAAAUAUGAAAACAAAGCGUUAAAAUUUUCUAAACAAUUAAAUACGUUAAUCAAUCAGUUGACUUUGGAUUACGAAAAUUUGCAAGUUGAUUUCACUAGUGACUUACAAAACUGUUUGAAAUUAUUGGAGAAUUCUAUUAUAGAUCCUAAGAAAUUAAGUGUCUUCCAGAAAAAUUUUGAUAUUCUAAACAUAAAACUCACGUCGUUGGUUAAUAUAUUACAAAGAUUUCAAAAUUUUAGAUGUGACAUUAAACCUGAAUUAAUGUAUCUCAGCUACCCUGAAAUAAUUCAAAUACUUGGAAAUAUCAAAAUUGCUUUACAAUCAUUUGGUUCAGAUAUUGAUUAUGUUCCAGCUAGUAAAACAUUAAACAUAGAUCCGUUAUCCACAAAACUAGAUCAAUUGAUCUCUUUAGAUUCAAAAUUUCUAGAACAAGCCAAAAAGGUCAUUUCCACAGUGAAUAGUGAUGAAUUAUUCACCAAAUUGAAUAUUCUUAAAUCAGCAAGAACCAAAAAUGAGUAUGUACGACUGGAAUGUCAAAUCACGGUGGAAUAUUUCUUGGGGUUCUCACAUAAACUUGAUUUAUUUGAAGCUUCAUUAAAAGCAAGAGUCACUUCAAAAUAUAUGGAACCACCAGAAGUACUUGAAGUUCAAGUGACCCCGGAACUUUUUAGCCAAUUCAAAGCUGUUAUAACCAAACAUAAUAAUUGUCGUCAUGAUGAAUUAUUCAGAAUCUUAAAAGAUGAAGUAGUUACUCCUGAGUUUUCAAAUACUAAAUUGGAAUUAUUCACAAGGUUGAUUCCUAUUAAAUCGUCACCUAUUUCACCAAAUGAUUCAAGUUUUGAUUUGAACUCCUCCAAUUCAUUUGAUGAUGAUGAUGAUGUAUUUGAUGAGCUACAACAAAAAUUGGACUCCCAUUUGCUGUUGACUAAUGAUAAAAUUUAUGACAUCAAGGAAUUCAUACGAAGAUUUGAAAACGGUUUUAAAUUGUAA